Molecule: messenger RNA, 1550 nt
Organism: Ornithodoros turicata
Lineage: Eukaryota; Metazoa; Arthropoda; Arachnida; Ixodida; Argasidae
Exons: 4
Coding region: 100-762 (220 amino acids)
Source: RefSeq, a predicted model, not a curated record
UUUCUCUCCAUCCUCUCCGCAGAGGUAAGGCCGAAAAGACAAGCAUUUGCUCACUGAGAAAGUCGCUUUGCUAACUUCUGCUACGAGUAGACUGGAAUCAUGGUGAUCCGGUUUACCGUGACGUUCCUGUUUGCGGCCUUCUGCGUCGCAACGUUGUCGUCUGCGCAAGAUGCUAGUGCCAACGGUCGUAGGGUGCUUGUGUGGCGUCUGUCGUGGAGGUUCAGUUCUCUCCGAACUCCAGAGUUGAACACCAAGCACACAUCCUCUGUGCCAGUUCCAGUCAUCUUUCAAGAAACCGAAACACAGACGACGGAAGCACCUAAACAGACGACAAUCGAAGCAAAGACAGAAGCACAAGUCACGACACAGACGCCAGUGAGCGAGGCCCAAACGGAGAGCACGGAGUGCCCGCCGAUUCCAAACUGUGACCGGGGCUACACGUGCAAGGAAAUCCUACCACAUCCGGAUAACUGCCCCAUGUGCAAAUGCGUUCCUUGUGAAAACAAGCCGUGCUCCCCUGAAAAAGGCUACGGCUGCGUCUUUGAACAAGACAGUACAGGAUGCUUCUCUUGCCGAUGCACCAAGUGUCCAGACCUGGGUGCCACACCUUGCCACGCCCCGUGCGUUAAAACGAAGUCUACGAACGGUUGUCCCAUUUGCAAGUGUCCAGGAACGACAGGAUCUCCUGCUGCAACGGGUGCUGAAAUCGAGAAUAAGCCCCUGGGAGACGCGCCUGCCUCCAACAAUAGCUUCGACCCAUAGAACUCACGUCCACCAGUGUUUACCAUAAAUUGCUGAACUGGACGAAUGAUUAUGGGGGACUUUGAGGGUAUAGCAAUUUCUUUGCAGAGUGCAAUUUGUACAGGUCGUGCUCAAGGGUUCAGCGUCUGCAGGGACGCAAGAAAUAUUGCGUACUGUGAGUAGAGCUUAGGAGAUUAUGCCUCCGACGCCAUUCCGACUACGGGCGUCACGUGAUAUGGCUGAUAUUUCCAUUCAGUGCUUGCCGCUUUAUCGCUGUUUGUAUGGCCGAACGCCUUAAGCGUUGUAUCUUAACGACGUCUUGCUGGUAGAUCCUGUCCAACGAGGAUAUCCACCAUUAUUGCGCAGUUCCAGGCAAACAGAUUGGCGACUGGUUGUGCGAAUACACAGUUUCCUUUUUGACGCUGCCCACAGCUCAGAGGCCAACAACGGCAAGGCACCACUACUGCUCCAGUUUUCUUUUCUUUUUCUUGUUGUAGCCACCACUGGAUCAAAAGACCAUGGACACCAUUUGCUAACGUUGGAGAUAUAACUUUGUUUUCUUGUUUUAUGUUAUAAAAGUAGUGUUUGUAGUCAUGAUUUUAUGAAUGCUGUACGAAACGGGUCACAAUGCCUCGAAGAAAAGUGCCACAAACGAUACUCUCUCAACUCCUGCUACUGUACACUCAACUCAACGAACUCUAUUUAUUGUUAUAUGUCACAAAGAAAGAAAACGAAAACGUAUGCUUCUCGCAAGCUGAACAAUGUAACACCAUUUACAUAGAUUUAAAUAAAAUAAGUCACCAUCUUUA